AUGGCAUUUAAUGAACAAAGUCGUUUUCAGUUUACACAAUUAGAAAAUAUGAUCUGGCAUUCUUUAGACAAUCAUUUAUAUAGAAACGCAAUCUUUCUUGCGGAGAGAUUACACGCACAAGAUCAAAAUAAUGAAAAUUCGCGUUUUUUGCUAGCGACUUGCUAUUAUCGUAACGGACAAAAAAAAGCUGCAUAUAUGUUGUUGAAAGAAGCCCAAUCAAUAAAAUGCAAAUACCUUUUUGCAAAAUGCUGUUUGGAUCUUAACAAAGCGGGUGAAGGCGAAGAAAAACUUCGUUCAGUUCUAUCGGAAAUAGAUGAUCCUUCAUCAGAUACUUUUGCUUAUAUAUCUAAAAAUAAUCAACCAGACGCGUCAUCUGUCUUGUGCCUUCUAGGAGCUUUGUGCAAACAGGCUAAACGACCUGAAGAUGCUGCCCAUCAUUACCUUUGUUGUAUUAAAAAAAAUCCUUAUAUGUGGGAAGCCUUUGAAAGUCUUUGUCAGCUUGGUAAAUCAAAUCAAGUUGACAUUGACGAAAUAUUCCAAUCUACCACUGAAAAAUCUACAAGAAUACCGUGCGCCGAUUUAUUUCGUAAUUCACAAAUGUUUGUACCACAAUCGAGUUUAAAGGGUGAAAAAAAUUCGAGGAGAAGUAUGCAGAUUUCUUCAUUGAAGACUGCGUUACCAUUGAUAUCUACAUCUGUAACAGAUAUUAGAGAAAAAAAAAGAUCUCGAAUUGCUAAUGAUGAAAGAAUUCUUAUAGGCAUAGAUGACGAAAAGAAAUGGUCCAAAGUAAUAAGGGAAGGAAAAACAAUUACAAAUGUCGAAAAUGAAGUAGUAAGACCUAAUAUUACUGAAGCUCUACAAAAAACCUCACUAAGUCCUCAGGUUAACCUGGAAUUCACGGGAAAUUGUGACAAAGUAGAUGAUACAAAUUUGAAAUCAGAUAAUGAAUUCUUGCUUCUGCUAAAGCAAUUUGCUAAAGGUUAUGGGUAUCUAAGUCAAUAUGAAUGUGCUAAAGCGAUUGAAGUUUUUUCGGAGCUUCCACCUUCACAACAAAAUACAGCGUGGGUUCAAAGUCAUAUGGCGAAGGCCCAUUUUGAAAUGGUUGAUUACCUUACGGCUGAACAUUUUUUUCAAAAAGCGCGUCAACUUGAAUCAUAUCGCCUCGAAGAUAUGGAAUUAUAUUCCACGACAUUAUGGCAUUUGCGUAAAGAUACUGAUCUCAGUGCUCUAGCGCAUGAGCUAAUAGAGUUUGAGCGUAGAUCACCACAAACUUGGUGUGCAGUUGGUAAUUGUUUUAGUCGGCAACAAGAACAUGAUGUGGCAUUGAAAUGCUUUCGGCGAGCGAUACAACUUGAUCAAUCAUUCACUUACGCACAUACCUUAUCCGGUCACGAAAGUAUGGCUAACGCUAAUUAUGAAGAUGCUCAAAAGCACUUUAGAAAUGCGUUAAAUACUAAUAAUCGACAUUAUAAUGCAUUAUACGGUCUUGCCAAUUAUUACAUCACAUGUGGUAAAACGCACGAAGCAGAACAAAACUAUAGGAUGGCUAUGAAAAUCAACCCAAAUCAUGCUGUACUUAUGUGUUGCUUGGGCAAGGUAUUAGAAAAGAUGGGUAAAGUUGAAGAAGCACGUAGUCUUUAUGAUCGUGCGUGCCAGGUUACUCCACAAACACCAUUAGCCAUAUUCAAAAAGGCGAAAUCCUUAUACAGAGAUAAACAAUAUGAGGACGCGCUUGCAGAACUGGAAAAACUCAAAAAGACAGUUCCAAAUGAACCUAAAGUUUAUUUCCUAAUAGCAAAAAUUCAUAAGGCAAUGGGUGAAAGAGCUAAAGCUACGCAAAAUUUUACUUUUUUACGUUUUUGUGCAUCAAAAGUUACAAUGUUGAUGCAUCAUAGUGAUAAAAAUCAAGAACAUGUCUGA
Molecule: messenger RNA, 1920 nt
Organism: Dentiscutata erythropus
Lineage: Eukaryota; Fungi; Glomeromycota; Glomeromycetes; Diversisporales; Gigasporaceae
Source: the annotation of a GenBank genome assembly